GGCAGGAGGGCUUUGGACACGCAGCUCCUUCCCCUUCCAGAAAAGCUGUGGUGACGGGAAAGAACCUUCCCUUUUGAAGGACAGGGGGUGACGCUGAGUGUCAGCCUGUGCGCUUCUGCGCCCGUCAACGGUCUGCUGCCUGGGGACUGGCUCCCGGAGUUUCCACCGGGAAGUAUAUUGAUGGAUAUUAUAAAGGGAAACUUAGAUGGAAUUUCAAAACCAGCCUCGAGUUCAAGAACGUGUCCUGGGAGCAUAGGUUCAAAUGCUUCUUUGGAGGUGCUCUCACCAGAACCAGCAUCCUUCAAGGUUGAUACUGCAAUCAAGUUGAACUCUGGUGGAAAGGGCCACUCUGAUAGCAGUAAUGCAGAGGAAAAUAGAAACAAUAGUGAUGAUAAAGGGGAAAACGACUCUGAGACACCAAAAUUGGCUGAAGGAGGGUGGGAUGAAGAUCUGAACUUGGUUCAACAUCAGAUAAUCCCUGGAUCUUCAGACGAACCUGAAUUAAAAGAAUUAGAUUCUCAACUUCAAAAUGCCAUUCAGAAGAUGAAGAAGCUUGAUAAAAUAUUGGUGAAGAAACAAUACCGAGAAAAAGAAGUUAAGAAGCAAGGUCUAGCCCUGAGACUAAAGCUGUGGGAAGAACUUAAGUCUGCAAAAACUAGUGAAGCUUUGCAAAGUAGUGAGGAGAUGGAAAAUACAAAAAAGUUUCUCGCUUUGACUGCUGCAUCAGAAGAAACUGCCGAUCCUUCUUGCUAUGAGCACGAAGACACCUUUUUCUCAGUGUUUCACACUCAGGUCCCUCCAGAAGAAUAUGAAAACCGUAAGCAGAAUGUCAAUCAAGAUUUUACCUAUGAUGUGGAAGGAAAUGAGUCAUUGAUCAAAGCACAAAAGAAACCUUUCUCAAAUGCAGAAAAGAUUAAGCUCAGGGGUAUACACAGCCAGGAUUUUAUUAAACGAAACAUUGAGUUGGCUAAGGAUUCAGGAAAGCCAGUGCUUAUGAUUGACAGAGAGAAGAGAAGGCUGACUGAACUUUUGAAGGACUUAGAUGACAGAGAUUCGGGGCUGUCCAGUCCUGAGGGUGAUCAGUCUGACUGGCUGGUCCCAGGAGAAGGAUACACACUUGCCAUCACCCAGCACCAGCAGCUUGUCGAAAUCGACACAAAGCUCCAGGAACUUUCUGCAGCCUCACCAACAACUUCCGACUUUUGUCCAAGACAUGAAAACCACAGUGAGCAGGAACCUGACCUUAAUGAUGAUAAUAAAAAUAUGGAAAUAACUCCAGGAGAAGAGGUACUUCGGAACACCAAAGAACAACGGGAUCAGCAAAACCGGCUGAGAGAGAUAGAUGACAAACUGAAAAAGAUGAAGGAAAAUGUGCUUUUCUAAAGCUUUCCGUCAACCCUAUAAUGAGAACAUCAUCGAUAUUUUCAAAUCAACGAGGGGAAAAUUGUUACAUGGCUUUUCUAGAACAACUGAUCUGCUUUUGAAUCAUAGGGCAGAAGAAAGAAGAGAUGUAGUGCAAUCACGCACAACCAACAUUUGCAAGACUGUGUCUCUGUUAUUUUUCUCUGAGUAAGACAGAUUUCUUUUGCCCCCAGGUAAUCUGCCUUUCCUACGGCUUCUCUUAACCGUAGCUUUUUAAACUGCUAGCUCUUACUAUUUGAAAUGUGUACA
Messenger RNA from Hyaena hyaena (striped hyena), 1671 nucleotides. RefSeq names its product fibrous sheath interacting protein 1 (gene FSIP1). NCBI's taxonomy places the organism in Eukaryota, Metazoa, Chordata, Mammalia, Carnivora, Hyaenidae. The transcript has 11 exons. The coding region runs from base 181 to 1383 and encodes 400 amino acids. The record is from RefSeq and is a predicted model, not a curated record.